CUGGCAGGCGCAGGGACAUGCCUGGCUUCUUCACCGGCGACGAACUUGGAAACAUAAAACAUGUACGCUACGCUGCGAGCUUCAAAACCGGCGACCCCAGUGCUGUUCCGGUGACGCUCUAUGACGGCCCCUCGGCUGGCUCGUCCGCCAUUCAAGCCCUGGCCGUCGAAAAAACGUCAGACGACGUUAAGCUGAUAGCAACUGCACAUCAGGACGGGUCCACGUUCGUCUCUGCACUAGAAGGAGACAUGCUCACGGCCCGUUCGCAAUGGAAAGAAACACGGAUAAGGAAAACGUCCCGCUUCGUCGGCUUAACGAUCGCGAACAACGCAGUUUUCUCUUGCACUUCAAAUGGCGCCCUCCGACGUACCGCCCUCGGCAGUGCUGACAAUUCCCAAGAUAUAGGCGCCGCCACAGCAUCCCUGCCGAUGCGUCUUUGCGAUUGGAAGCUAGAUACGACAGGGCAAGCGUUUGCCUAUGGCGGCGACGAAGUCGAGCUGUCCUUGUGGAACACCGAACGCGCUUUCUCGCAACCAACAUCUUCAACCGUUACUCCACCACCGGAAAGCGAAAAACCCGCUAAAAAGCGACGAAGGGGCGACGAGCUAUUCCCCGGAGAGGUAUGGCGAGCGAAAAACGUUCCCAACGACUCGCUGAACCUCCGUGUUCCCGUUCACAACACCUCCUUCGACUUCAUAUCCUCCUCUGGUUCUUCAGCGCAGAUCGUGUGCGGUACCGCGAACGGCAACAUGCGCCGAUAUGAUACCAGAGCGGCCCGUCGACCCGUUGCAGACUGGAAGGGGAUCGCCAAGGUCGGCGGUAUUCGCUUCUUAUGCAAUGGGGUAGAAGAGCACGAGGCGUUCGCGGCCGAUCAAGGAAACCUGUUUUCCGUGGAUCUCAGGAACGGACGCGUCAACUACGCCUACAAAGGCAUCGCCGGAGCGGUUGUAUGCGCGGCACCGUGCCCAGGUUUCCUCGGUUCGGUGGCGCAGGACCGCCUCUUCAGGUUACACACCACGAAACCUCUGCCGAAGACCGCCGGGCAUCGGCAGGAGGAGAAGGGUGAGGUCCUCGACAAGGUGUAUAUGAAAAGCUCGCCAACGGCGAUCGUCUGGGAUGGCGUGGUGGAUGCUGAGCUGGAAGACGAUGGCUCGGAGGGGGCUCGCCGCGAUGAGGACGACGUCGACGGGGAUGACGAGGAUGUGUGGGACAAGAUGCGGAAUGUCGACGACAGCGACUCGGAGGCCGCCCGAGGGAAGAAAGCGAGGAAAACGUGAUCUUGCUGUACCCUUGCGGUUGUAACUUUCAGGGGCGAUGAUUGCAACCACGACUUUAUUGUGGAAACCUCCCCUUCGUUCUUUCUUGACCCCUCGAAUGGACAAGCAUCAUCCAAGCCGUCGCCGCGCAGUGGUCUGGCCUUGUUUCAACGCCGCCUUCGUACACGCCAUGUCCCUGACAAUCAAGAAUUACGAUAGUAUUGCCAGCCAGUCCAGUUUGCUAUCACGAAGUAGGAGGUAACCGGAAUGAGGAAUAGCACGAGGUAUUUGUAGUACGCGUCCCGUGCGAGGGCGUCCAGAACCCCGAUCCCCGUUAGCGGGAGAAACGCGCUGAGAAGCACGGCAUAGCUCCCGACGAUGAAGAAGAGGACGGACCCGGCGAUGAUGC
Punctularia strigosozonata HHB-11173 SS5 is the source of this 1665-nucleotide messenger RNA. RefSeq lists its product as uncharacterized. Lineage: Eukaryota; Fungi; Basidiomycota; Agaricomycetes; Corticiales; Punctulariaceae. Gene Ontology annotation, cellular component: nucleolus; preribosome, large subunit precursor. Gene Ontology annotation, biological process: ribosomal large subunit biogenesis. Gene Ontology annotation, molecular function: protein binding. The record is from RefSeq and is a predicted model, not a curated record. The transcript is spliced from 7 exons. Bases 18 to 1277 code for a protein of 419 amino acids.